CGUGCCCACAGAGCACAAAGGCGCAUCCGGGAUUCCCCUCGGUCGCCCCUCCACAUCGAGCCUCCUCCGAGUCCCUGCUUCACCCUCCUAGAUCACUCUCCCUCCUGCAAACCUCCAGACGCCCCCAAUUUCUCCUCCCAUGCCCCCUUUCCACCCCCAUGGCUAGAACCUCCCGUGCCGGUUCCCCAGCAAAUUCGGCCACUUUGGCCUCUUCUCUCCUCCGUGAGCCUCACCGGGGCAUCCCUGCGUUUCCCCACUCCUCUCCUGGUCCUCCUCCCAUUCUUCCCAUGCCUAGGGCACCGUGCCCAUGGUCACCGACGGCUGCAUCCGCCGUGGCCGAUGAGCCACUCGACAUGGCACUCCCCACGAGGACAUGGCCCCCACGGCGGUGCGGCCCCUUCCCCGAGCGCGCUAAUGCCCGUGGCAUCGCUGGAGUCGACCGUGGCCACCAGGGCGAGCGCCGGCAAUGCUCUAUCCUGCCUCCCCGUCGUUCCCAGCUCGAGCAGGAGGUUGGAGGUGGAGCUGACCAGCAGGGCCCGCCUGUAAGCGGCACAUCACCCAGGCCCACCCAUAAGUGGAGACGAGAGCCCUCCUGGUCUUCUCCUCGCACAGGAGACGUAAAGGCGGGAGGCGCUUUCUGCAUCACCCACACCACCGCGAGCCAGGCCCAGCUAGGCCCGUCUGAAGCUGAGGUGCGCCCUGCGCGCAAUAUAGUUACCCCCCUGUGGUAAAACUCUUUUUUUUCUUUUAUCAGAUACUUCAAAAAUCCAUAUUUAUUUCAUUUCCACUCCAAAUAGAAUGAUUCAAGUUUCUGUAGGUUUCUAAAAUCAUGGCAUAUCCAGAUAUGUGCAUUGCACAUUUUUCCAAAGUUAUUUUCUGUAGAGAUUUAAUGCAAACAUGGAUCUGAUUAUUUCAAACUCCACCUUUCUGAAUUCUUGCAGCACUCAAAUCAACUUCAAUUGGAGUGAUUCCAAAUUACAGAGACUUAUACAAUUAUUCUCUAAUUUUCCAACCAUAGUCAACUUAUUUAUGUGUCAUAUUUCUGUUGCAUAAAAUAAAUAGCCCCUUUUCCUAUUUAUUCAAUGAUAGAAAAUCCAUAGGAUAUACAUACCAAUUCCAAAACCAGUGAAACCACUUCCUAAAUGUUUCUAAAUUCAUGCUAUGUUAAAUGAGUGCCUCUGCUCAUUUUUAGCACAAUGUUUUCUGCACACUUCCGAA
Hordeum vulgare subsp. vulgare (domesticated barley) is the source of this 1218-nucleotide messenger RNA. RefSeq lists its product as uncharacterized. The coding region runs from base 159 to 731 and encodes 190 amino acids. The record is from RefSeq and is a predicted model, not a curated record. NCBI's taxonomy places the organism in Eukaryota, Viridiplantae, Streptophyta, Magnoliopsida, Poales, Poaceae. The transcript has a single exon.